This is a messenger RNA of Syngnathus typhle (broad-nosed pipefish), 995 nucleotides long. It is a transcript of the gene timd4, whose product is annotated as T cell immunoglobulin and mucin domain containing 4. The record is from RefSeq and is a predicted model, not a curated record. Lineage: Eukaryota; Metazoa; Chordata; Actinopteri; Syngnathiformes; Syngnathidae. The transcript has 4 exons. The coding region runs from base 1 to 657 and encodes 218 amino acids.
AUGGAGCCCGGCGGUAUCGUCAAAGCGCUUGUGACCCCGCCGCAGGCGGAUGAGCGCUACCGGCUGACGGGAGACAUCCUGGAAGGACAAAUGGACUUGGACAUCGCUGACGUGAGGCGGAGCGACAGCGGGCCGUACUGCUGCAGGGUGGACAUUGACGGGCUGUUCAAUGACAAGAAGGUGAUCAUGAACCUGCGGGUGGUCAAAGGUUCGUUGCUCAAACGCAUCAGUUUGCUCAUUUAUUUCGAGCAGCAGGCAGACACAGAAAACAUGCCGGACCCCGGGACCGCUUUACCUGCAGCGCUGUCUUGCUUUGUUUGGUUUGUAUCCCUGUCAGCUUCAAUCAACAGUCCUACAACAACAAGCGCAACAACAACAACAACAAGCACAACAAUACAAGUCACAGAGGCGUCGACGACUUCUGGAGUUAAUGGGAACACGCUGCCUCUGUCGCCUCAGCUGGACCUUGUCAAGGGGAACUCGACAAAGCUGCACUCCACCACAAUCACUGCGGUCAAGCCCGCUGCGUCACUCUCCCUUCACAUCAACGUUCCUGUCCUGUUGCUCUCCCUCAGCGUGCUGACAACGCUGGCGGCCAUUUUUUUGUACCUGGCCUUCAAGCGUACGUCUUCGUCCUCAUUGCCGGCAUUAAUAUGAAGUCUGUCAACUGGAAUGUUGUCGUUGUCAAUCACUCUCACACUCUUUCUUCCUCACACACUCUCUUGCACUCUCCCUCACUCACUCUCUCUCGCUUUCUCGUACAGGUGGUUCUUCCGCGGCGGUGUUAAGGCGCGGCUGUUUUUCAAGCGAGGAACCACCUCACAUCAUCUACGAGAUCAGGUUGAGAAGACCAGUUCAAGAGAAUAUCUACACUCUUGACUAGAUUCAACCACGUCAGGUCAACUGGACUGAAAUUUAACAACUUUCUCCAUCGUGUUUUGACAAUCUGAUUUAUGACUUUUUUUUCUUUUUAUUUGUAAUUGCGUCGACCAAAU